CCAUCAGCCACCUUAGGCAUCACAGAAGCAAGCACGACACGUAGUACGGGUUCCGUAAUCAUCGGAGUGUGUGAGCGAGGUGACGAGGAUGAGGGGUCUGCUUGUGCUGGCGCUCCUGCUCGCCGCCGCGGCGUGCCUCGCCGAGGGCGCGGGCGAGUGCGGGGCGACGCCGCCGGACAGGAUGGCGCUGAGGCUGGCGCCGUGCGCGUCGGCGGCGCAGAACCCGAACGCGGCGCCGUCGAGCGGGUGCUGCAGCGCGGUGCGCGCCAUCGGGAAGCAGAGCCCCCAGUGCCUCUGCGCCGUCAUGCUGUCCAACACCGCCAAGAGCUCCGGGAUCAAGCCCGAGGUCGCCAUCACCAUCCCCAAGCGAUGCAACCUCGCCGACCGCCCCGUCGGCUACAAGUGCGGAGCUUACACUCUGCCAUGAGCAGAAAGGACUGCAAGGCUGGUGCGUGGCAUGUUCAAGUUCAAGUAUCACCGAACCACAAGCACGAAGUCGUGCGCGUGUGUCUCUCUGUGUUACCAAUAAACGACAAUUGCGAGUACCAUCCAUGUGGAACUCUAGUAUGUUUGAGUCUGUCACUAGAGGCGUACUACUCAUUUGGUCAUGUUCAGGGUCAUGAGAUGUAGUCCUGCAUUGUCGAAAUAAAACUAAGAGUCUCUCUCCUUUUCUUUUAUAA
Molecule: messenger RNA, 680 nt
Organism: Panicum virgatum (switchgrass)
Lineage: Eukaryota; Viridiplantae; Streptophyta; Magnoliopsida; Poales; Poaceae
Product: non-specific lipid-transfer protein 4-like
Exons: 2
Coding region: 89-427 (112 amino acids)
Biological process (GO): systemic acquired resistance
Molecular function (GO): fatty acid binding
Source: RefSeq, a predicted model, not a curated record